AGUGCAUCAUCUGAGGAGCGCAGAGGUGAAAAAUACCGCAGACGCACAUUUCAGAAGAAGAGCAAACACUGCAAACGCGCAGAGACAGCGGAGGAAGACGCACGGAGAGGCUCCUUGUUGACUGGAAUAGAGAGGAAAGGAGAAUGAGAGGGCGAGCUGGCGAGGAGAGAGCUGAAUAAAAACACAUUAUUUGGGAGCAGUGUGCGCACCCAGGAGGAGGCAGACACGGAGCCGUCUGGAGAAGUCACUCCUUCAUACGAACCCACGUGCUGCUGAUCUGCUGCUGCUGCUGCUGCUGCUGCCUCGAGAUGGCAGGAGAUGAUCAUAGAUAACUGGGAGGAAAGUUUUAAAUCUUCAGUAACAUCAAAGCAAAAAAAAAAAAAACGGGCUGUUUGUGACUGAAAUCUUGAUCAGAAAACAGUUUCUUGCUUUUUGCUAAUUAAUAAAUAAACCACCAAAACACGAACAAUGGCAUCCUAUAGCCCUGCCCCGACGCAAGAGGCACCCAAUGGCGGACCCCCAUCUGUAAAGUCUAAAAGCGAGGAGUCCAUGAAACUGAAGAAGGAGAUCUCCCUCCUGAAUGGGGUCUGUCUGAUCGUGGGGAACAUGAUCGGCUCGGGGAUCUUCGUCUCGCCCAAGGGCGUCCUCAUCCACAGUGCCUCCUACGGCCUCUCUCUGGUGGUGUGGACCGUCGGAGGGAUCUUCUCCGUGUUUGGGGCCCUGUGCUACGCCGAGCUGGGGACCACCAUCACCAAGUCGGGGGCAUCCUACGCCUACAUCCUGGAGGCCUUCGGAGGUUUCUUGGCCUUCAUCCGCCUGUGGACGUCGCUGCUGAUCAUCGAGCCGACCAGCCAGGCCGUCAUAGCCAUCACGUUCUCCAACUACAUGGUGCAGCCCAUCUUCCCCACCUGUAUAGCUCCAUACGUGGCUAACAGGCUGUUGGCUGCUGCUUGUAUAUGUUUGCUGACCUUUGUGAACUGUGCCUAUGUAAAGUGGGGAACCAGGGUCCAGGACUUCUUCACCUACGCCAAAGUCAUCGCUCUCAUCGCUGUCAUCAUCACUGGCCUGGUGAAGAUCGGACAAGGUCACACACAGAACUUCGAGGGCCUGUUCGAAGGCUCCUCUCAGGAUCCAGGACACAUUGCUCUGGCUCUGUACUCCGCUCUGUUCUCCUACUCUGGAUGGGACACCCUCAACUUUGUCACAGAGGAGAUCAAGAACCCAGAGAGGAAUCUGCCACUGGCCAUCGCUAUUUCCAUGCCCAUAGUAACUGUGAUCUACAUUCUGACCAACGUGGCUUACUACACCAUCCUCCCCAUCAAUGCCAUCUUAGACAGUGAUGCUGUAGCUGUGACUUUUGCAGACCAGGUGUUUGGUGUAAUGAACUGGACGAUUCCCUUCGCCGUGGCUCUUUCCUGUUUCGGAGGACUUAACGCCUCCAUCCUGGCUUCCUCCAGGCUGUUCUUCGUGGGCUCCAGAGAGGGCCACCUGCCUGACUACCUGUGCAUGAUCCAUGUCCACCGCUACACUCCCGUCCCCGCCCUGCUCUUCAACGGCAUCAUGGCUCUCAUAUACCUGUGUGUAGAAGACGUGUUCAGGUUGAUCAACUACUACAGCUUCAGCUACUGGUUCUUUGUCGGUCUGUCCAUUCUGGGACAACUGUAUCUGCGCUGGAAGCAGCCGGACAGAAAGAGACCACUAAAGGUAACUUUUUUUACUGCAUUUUUUAAAUGUAUUUUACUGAAUAUUAUUUACAUUUUGGUUUUGAAAGGUGCUAUAGAAACAAAGUUGAACUACAUAAUUGAUUCCGACCAUCAUCCAACCUCUUCUUUCUUUCUUCCUCAGCUUAGUCUCUUUUUCCCCAUCGUUUUCUGUCUCCUCACCGUCUUCCUCGUGGUGGUGCCGCUCUACAGUGACACCAUCAACUCCCUGAUCGGCAUUGGCAUCGCUCUGUCAGGAGUGCCCGUCUACUUCCUCUGCUGCUACACUCCGGCACAUAAGAGGCCACUGCGGCUACGAAGCCUCAUCGCUAAAUCCGGCUUGCUGAUUCAGAAGGUGUGCUACUCUGUUCUGACUGAAAUGGACGACAAGGAGGAGUAGAGCCCCGUGCCAGAGACUGACGAUGCACAAAUGUAGAACCUAAACUCAUCCUGGCCAGUCGCUGCUACCACGAGGCCUCGAUGGACCAAACAUUUGGGCUUGAGCUGGACCGCAGUUCUCAGACCUGUCAAUCAUCACCCGGUCACAAUGUCAAUGAAUGCGCGAAUGAUGGCGCCCCGGGUGCUUGUUGGCAAGAUUUCACCCUAGCUGAACAUUUUUAUACACUCUUGAAGAACACCUGUUUUUAUUACAGAACUGUACGUAUUAGCAGAGAAUUAUUUAAUUGAUCCUUCAAGUAUUUCGUGUGAAAUUACAUAACCGUAAUACCUUUCUGAUUGUACUGGAAGUUGGCAAAUUAUUGUGGUUAAAUUGUUUAAGUGGACAGGAGAACAUCUUUGAAACUAAAAGCACUGCUGACCAUAGAAACUUUGGUAUUAUUAUUAUUAUUAAUAUUAAUAUUUGCACAAAUGAAAAUCGAGCAGUAAAGGAGUUUCAUUCAUAAAAAGGUUUUAUACUGUAAGGUGCAAGGUCUAGUGAAGUGAAGGGCUAUUUUACACAACUUAACUAAUUUUUUCUGCAGUUUCUGAGUAAAUGACUUUGCUGCAAACAUGUAUUUAUAAUAAAAUUACUUGUU
This is a messenger RNA of Morone saxatilis (striped sea-bass), 2734 nucleotides long. It is a transcript of the gene slc7a7, whose product is annotated as solute carrier family 7 member 7. The transcript has 10 exons. Gene Ontology annotation, biological process: amino acid transmembrane transport. The record is from RefSeq and is a predicted model, not a curated record. NCBI's taxonomy places the organism in Eukaryota, Metazoa, Chordata, Actinopteri, Moronidae. Gene Ontology annotation, molecular function: L-amino acid transmembrane transporter activity; basic amino acid transmembrane transporter activity. The coding region runs from base 469 to 2100 and encodes 543 amino acids. Gene Ontology annotation, cellular component: membrane.